UUUCUUUGGCAAGCUUACAUUAGAUAUGAGAACCAAGUAUAAUGUUAGUAAUUCUGCUUUGGAUUUUUUGACUCAAGAAUUGCAAGAAUGGCUGAAGGGCAGGGAAGAGUCUUUAGAAGGUGGUGAAGAUGGACCGCCUGCUAAAAGACAGAAAUUGGAAUUUGACAGUUCCGACUUUGUAAACAGUUUGUUACAAUUAAAUACUCAAAAAAAGAGAACUCAUUAUUACAAGUCCAAUUUUAAUUUAAUAGAACCUGAGGAACUGUUUAUAAAUUCCAAUUUGAAAACUAGAAUGACUAAUGGAAGCAUAGGAAUUCAGACCAAAAACAACACUUUUCAGUAUAUGUCCAUCAAAAAGCGAUUGACUGCCUUGUUUUCUAACGAUGGCUUUAGGCGCCUUUAUUUCUCAGAAAGUCGAAGUCAGGAUGAUUUUGUGCGUGGAACGAAAGACAGUAAAUAUGUACAAGUUCAUCCUCUUUUUUCGAAAACCCCUACUGCCAUUCGAAUUCAGUUAUUUUACGACGAAGUCGAAGUGACUAAUCCACUCCGUUCUAAAACAAAAAAACAUGAGCUAGCUAUGUUCUGUUUUCGAAUUUUAAAUUUACCUAAUUCUGAGAAUUCUAAACUUGCAAAUAUUUUCCCUCUUGCCAUUGUCAACAGUAUUCACGUAAAAAAUAAUUCUUUUGAUUUUGUUUUCUCUGAAUUUCUUAAUGAAUUAAAAGAACUUGAAUCAGAAGAUGGAAUGCUGCUUGGCAUUCCUGAUUUCACAAACUUUAGAAUUAGAGGGACAAUCGCUGGUGUAUGUGCAGACACAAAGGGCGCUCAUGAGAUUGGGGGAUUUCUCGGACCUUCUGCAAAUAGGUUCUGUAGGCUUUGCUUAAUCACUAGGGAAGAAAUAAAACAAAAAAGUUGCUUUGAUCAGUUAGAAAUGAGGACUAGAGAAAAUUAUGACGAAGCGGUUGAAGCUUCUUCUAGCAAUCCUGAAAAAGCGAGUGACACUGGAAUCCGUUCGUGUUGUGUUCUGAAUUGCUCAAAAUAUUUCCAUUUCGGCGAAAACUUAAUUUUAGAUGCCAUGCACGAUUUCUUGGAAGGCGUAGUUCCGUUUAUGAUAAAACUUUUUUUAAGGCAACUCUAUUCGUGUGGAACAACAAAAAUUUCUGCAGCAGAAUUAAACCGUAGAAUAGUACUCUUUCAUUUUUCAUUUUACGACCUUUCUAACAAACCUUCACCAAAAUUUACUGAUGCCGGAAUCCGGAAAGAGGGUGAUUAUCUAACCAAACAACGUGCAUCUCAAAAUUGGUGCUUGAUUAGAAUGUUUCCUUUAUUAGUGGGUGAUUUGAUUAAGGAAGACAACGAGUAUUAUAUUCAUUUUUUACAACUCUUGGAUAUUUUAGAUAUUCUCUUUUCCCCCAAAAUAGCACUGGAACAAAUAGUUGUGUUGGAAGAUCUCAUUAGGCAAUUUGUAGAAAGAUUCCGCGAAUUGUAUCCAAGUGUGCAACCAAUUAAUAAAUUUCAUCACAUGGUACACUACCCAGAAGUAAUUAGAAUGCAUGGCCCUCCAACUAAUUACUGGUGUAUGAGGUUUGAAGCUUUCCAUAAUAUUGUUAAGAAACUAGCAAUGACUAAUUGUAAUUUCAUUAACUUCGCAAAAUCUGCAGCUUUUCAUGUACAGAGUAUAUUUUGUGCUAAUCUGUAAAAUCCGGAUUGUUUUGAAAGCGACAAAUUAGUUGUUGGCCCAGCAGAAUCGGGAACUUUGAAAGGUUUUGUA
Molecule: messenger RNA, 1768 nt
Organism: Daphnia magna
Lineage: Eukaryota; Metazoa; Arthropoda; Branchiopoda; Diplostraca; Daphniidae
Exons: 1
Coding region: 26-1696 (556 amino acids)
Source: RefSeq, a predicted model, not a curated record